This is a messenger RNA of Periophthalmus magnuspinnatus, 3812 nucleotides long. RefSeq names its product ring finger and WD repeat domain 3 (gene rfwd3). Gene Ontology annotation, molecular function: protein binding; ubiquitin protein ligase activity. The transcript is spliced from 14 exons. The coding region runs from base 343 to 2460 and encodes 705 amino acids. Gene Ontology annotation, biological process: interstrand cross-link repair; double-strand break repair via homologous recombination; protein ubiquitination. The record is from RefSeq and is a predicted model, not a curated record. Lineage: Eukaryota; Metazoa; Chordata; Actinopteri; Gobiiformes; Gobiidae. Gene Ontology annotation, cellular component: site of double-strand break; nucleus.
UGGACGGGCGCCGGGAGAUUCGAUCCGAAGUAAAAUAAUGCGCUCUAUCCCUAUGACCAGGAUUAAAUCAUAAUUACAAGACGAUACUGCCUAUAAUUUGUUUAAGCAGUAGUACGACUAUGGUAAUGAAGAAAAAUCUCUUUCAGAGUCUCAUCUACAGCGGUUAAACCUCAAUUUACUCCAAGGGCCUAAACAUCCUCGAUCUGGAGUUGGUCUGCUCUGCCGCUGUCAACACUACGCGCGUUCUCGAUGAAUAUACAGUAUUCACUUCUUUUAGGAGCAUGCAUCAAGUACAAACGUGAAGGCGGCUGUUGGAAUUGGGAAAAACCUGACUGGUAGUAGAUGGAGGCAAUGGAGGUGGACACUCCGGGGGUUCAGGGCAACGCUGGAGCUCAAGCCGAGGCACAGAACCCAAAUGAGCCCUAUGUGGUGUCAGAUUCUGGGAGCAGCACAGAGGUGGAAGAAGAGGAGGAAGGGGACAACGUGAGGAGACAGGUCCCUCCUCGACUUCCCGCCACCUGGGCCUUCAGUCAGAGAGCUGCGGGCCGAGCUACACCACAGAUACGCAGGAGACUAAGACAGGGCCUGAGAGUACACUACCCCAGUCAAACAGCUGCACCCUCUAGAGGAUUCCCUGACUUCCUGCUCAGAGCUCCUGCUGCUAACGCUGCAGACCCAGAGUCCAGCAGCACCACAGAAAUCAGUGACUCUGACGAUGAGGAGGACACCACCAACCAAGCUGCCCCUACUGCCUCACCUGCUGCCUCUGAGACUGUCCAACCAGCACAACCAGCCCCCCAUGCCAGCCCUCACAUUAGCAGGACAGUCCCACAGCUGGAAGCACAAGAAACAAGCACCAGUUCAGCUCCAAGCACAGAGAGGAUAGAUUCAAGUCAAAGCCCCCAGGCUGCCCCAGUAGUAGCUCCAGUGUCUGACCUGUCCCCACACACGGAGGAGGGAGAGGGCGACACCUGCGCUAUCUGUUUUGAGCCCUGGACCACAGCUGGAGACCAUAGACCCUCUGCCUUGCGCUGUGGACAUCUCUUCGGCUUCACCUGUAUACAAAGGUGGAUCAAGUCAGCGGGUACAGCUGCUAAAUGUCCACAGUGCAACAAAAAAGCAAAGCGGUCUGACAUUGUGAAACUGUAUGUUACAAGGCUAAGAGCACUCGACAACUCUGAGCAAGAGAGUUUAAAGAGAGCGCUGGAACAUGAGCAGUCUCUGAGGAGAAAGGCUGAACUGGAGUCUGCUCAAGACAAACUCAGACUUCAGGUAGUCACCAACCAGUGUGGACAGAUGCAGAAGGAACUACAGGAAUUGAGGUCUUUAAUGUCCCAAACGGGUCGUAGCUCCAUUUCCUCUGCCUCCUCUUCCUCGUCCUCCUCCUCUCUGCUCCCCGGUCCUUCACAGAGAGUAGAUGGAUCCAGAGCGGGGCAGUAUGGUUUCUCCAAAGCUGUGCUGAUGUCUCAGACUGGAGGCUGUCGAGUUUUAGCUUACUGUGAACCUCUGAGCUGCCUCCUGGCCUCUCAGCCCUCUCCCCACUCCACACUGGUUCCAGGUUGUGGGGUGAAGAAGAUGAGCGUUGUGAACAUGAAAGCGAGUCAGUACGUGCCUAUCCAUAGCAAACAGAUCAGAGGCCUCUCUUUUAACCGACAGAACGACAGUCUGCUGCUGUCAGCCGCUCUGGACAACACCAUCAAACUCACCAGCCUGCUGACCAACACUGUGGUGCAGACAUACAACACGGGCCGGCCGGUGUGGAGCUGCUGUUGGUGCCUUGACAACAGUAACUACGUGUACGCUGGCCUCAUCAACGGCUCUGUGCUUGUUUACGAUACCCGAGACACCAGCACACACAUCCAGGAGCUCCAGCCGCUGCGCUCCAGGUGUCCCGUUGCUUCUCUGUGUUACGUACCCCGUGCAGCUUCCAGCUCAUUCCCUUGUGGUGGGCUGAUCGCUGGUUCUCUGGAAGGGGGCUGUUUUUGGGAGCAGGUGAACGAAACUACCUACAGACCCCACAUCCUACCUUUGGAGACAUCUGGCUGCACUGACAUCCAGGUUGAGUCAGAGACCAGGCACUGUCUGAUCACAUACAGGCCAGGCCGCACUAACCCCUCCCUCCGCUGCGUCCUUAUGGCUCUAAACCGAACGCCACAGCAGGACUCCAGUGAUGCUCCAGCGUGCUCUUGCACCCCAGUCCAGACCUUCUAUGCCGGGACAUCCUGUAAACUUCUCACUAAGAACUCUGUCUUCAGGAGUCCAGAGGCAUCAGGGACUUUAGUCUGUGCUGGAGAUGAGGCUUCCAACUCAACUAUGGUGUGGGAUGCUGGCAGUGGCGUUUUGCUACAGAAGCUCCCGGCCGACCUCCCCGUGCUGGACAUUAGCCCUUUCUCUGUGAACGGGGAACACUUUUUGGCAUCACUCACGGAGAAGAUGCUCAAGUUGUACAAGUGGGAGUAAAAUGGACACAUUCCCAGACUCCAAAUUGUGGAGGAAUAAUGGAUGCUGCUAAAGUUUUUGCCUUGGGUUUACGCAUUUCCAAUUCUUCAACCAGGAGCAGAGAUACUAGAGCUUUACAUUCAUUGCCUACAUAUCAAAGGUCCACUAUGUAACUUUUCCACUAACUGCUUCUCUUGGUGUAUAUUAUUGCCUGCCUUACCUUGAAUAUUCCACAGCAUGGCAUUAUUUAUUUCCAUGGAGAUGAGCAGGGGGCACAACCAAGCAAAGUUAGUCAGAUCUGUGAAGAGGCGAUCCCACUCACAGUAAGAAUGCAAUUUUCUUUAUAUGAACAGUACGACUAAUAAUUGCAAGGCAGGUAAGUGUAAUGCCAUUCUGUGGAACUUUUUCCAGGCUUGUAACUAGCAAAAAGGGUAUACUGGCUGGUUUACAUGGAGACCUACUGUGUGAAGAGUCUGAACCAAUCAAUAUUUUACACAUUUGAAAGUGAAAGCUGUAUAUUUGGAUCCUGCGUUGAUUGAAAUCCAAUGGAGCUCAACAGUCCCGCCCACUUCCAGUUCCGAAAGUCAAAUUUCCAUACAUUUUUUUCCAUUAACUUUUUGAAAAAUUCCAAUAUUAACACUUCAAAGGCAUCUUGGAGGCUAACCCUCCUAUGUGGUAACUAAUACUCAUUACUAGUUAGUACUGCUACAAAAUCAGUUCAUAUCAGUCUUCUCUCAAAUGUUAAUGCUCCUGGAGCUGUUUACAAAGUGCACUAUGGCACUAUGAACAGAAUCGUACUUAAACAAAUUGCAGAUCUAAUCACAACACAGAAAAAUCACAAUUUUUUUUUUUUUUUUUUUUUUUUGCAGCCCUAGUUAAAAUGUCUUUUUUUUUUCACUUUUUUCUUCUCACAGUUUUGUUUUUGAACUUGACUGUGUUGUGUCAAUGCUGAUGUAGUUACCAAAGAUUGUUAUAAGUUGUAUCAUUACAUUAUCUGUAGUUUAACAUUAUGUAAUAGCCUCUAAAAAUGCAUGUGGUAAAUCCAUUUUGUUAAAAUAGGCUACUACAAUCCAACACUGUUGAAAAACAAUGCUGUAUUUUGACUUUGGUAAUGCAAUUUUCCAAACAAAUGUCACAUGGAAAACUACUACUGUAUUUUAUUUUAUUAAUAGAUUUUAACUGCCACAAAACUAUGACUAUGUAUGUUUCUUAUAUACUUUAAGCUUUGCUCCUGGUUGAAAGCCAAGUGCCAAUCGACAGCUGCCGAUGUAACCGCUUCCUGGUUUUGGUGGAAGUUAUCUGUAAAUAUGUGUGUUUUAUACAAACAUGUUUAUGUACAACUUAAAUGUUAAUAAAAUUAUGGGUUAUUUUUA